Triticum dicoccoides is the source of this 2484-nucleotide messenger RNA. RefSeq names its product protein PAIR1-like. The record is from RefSeq and is a predicted model, not a curated record. Gene Ontology annotation, biological process: meiotic DNA double-strand break formation; microsporogenesis; chromosome organization involved in meiotic cell cycle. The coding region runs from base 144 to 2144 and encodes 666 amino acids. The transcript has 11 exons. Lineage: Eukaryota; Viridiplantae; Streptophyta; Magnoliopsida; Poales; Poaceae. Gene Ontology annotation, cellular component: nucleus.
UCAAAUUCCAAUUCCUCGGUGUCCCCCCAUUCCCCAACACCACCAGUCCACCACCGCCGCCACCCAAUCCGUCGCUCCCCUCCUCCCCGCCGGCGAUCGCCGCCGGGGACCUCCUCGGCGGGGGCCCGCUCCGGGGCCGGGCGAUGAAGCUGAAGAUCAACAAUGCGUGCGACAUCGCCUCCAUCUCCGUCCUCCCUUCCCGGAGGACAGGAGGGAGCAGCAGUGGCGGUGGCGGGAUGAGCGCGCCUGCUGCUGCUUCCGCGGCGGCGGCGGCGGCCGCGCAGCAGCAGCGGUCCCAGUCGAUGUCGCAGAAGUCCUUCUCGCAGGGUGGAGGCGGCGGCUCGUUCUCGCAGGGCGUCGGGGCGUCCUUCUCGCAGGGUGGAGGCGGCGGCUCGUUCUCGCAGGGCGUCGGGGCGUCCUUCUCGCAGGCCAUAGGCAGCGGAGGCGCGUCCUUCUCCCAGGCCAGAGGCAGCGGAGGCGCCGCGUUCUCUCAGGGCGGCGGAGGCGGAGGAGCCGCGUUCUCUCAGGGCGUAGGUGGUGGAGGCGCUGCGUUCUCUCAGGGCGGAGGUGGCGGAGGCGCGGCCUUCUCUCAGGGCGGUGGGAACGGAGUUGCGGCCUUCUCUCAGGGCGGUGGAAGCGGAGGCGCGUCCUUCUCCCAGGGCGGUGGCGGCGCGCCGCUCGUGCACGCGCAGUCGCAGCUCUCGCAGGCCUCCCUCGACGCGAACCUCCUCAGCCUCCUCUCGCAGGCUCCCGCGCGCGACCAGAGAUUUGCCUUGCAACAGGACUCGUCGAAGAGGACAUCUUCAUAUCCUGCCAGUUCAGCUUCUUGUGUGCGCGAGGAAUCUCAGCUGCAACUGACAAAGAUACCAACCAACCCUAUCCACCGCUGGAGCCCCUCUCUUCCGGAUAGCAGAUGUCAGGUUAAUGAAGAAGUUGAGCGCAAAUUUCAGCAUCUUGCCAGUUCAGUACAUAAGAUGGGAAUGAUAUUAGACUCAGUGCAAAAUGAUGUGAUGCAGUUAAACAGAGCCAUGAAGGAGGCAUCACUGGACUCUGGUAGCAUUCAGAAAAAGUUUGCGCUCCUAGAGGACUCUCUAAAGCAAAUUCUUAAGGAACAAGAUGACCUCAAAGCAGUCGUUGAAGAAAUCACAGAAAGUAAUCCUGACCAACUGAGUGUUCUCAACUCUCUCGCCAGCAAACAGGAUGAGAUGUCUUCGUUACUUUCAGUCUUGCCAAACCAUGUGCAAGGAGAACUGGGGCAACUGAAGGCUGACAUCUUCAGAACUUUCUCAAAGGAGAUGGAGGGGAUGGUUAGAGCUGUCAGAUCUGUUGAUACCAGGCUUGACCAGAUGCAAAUGCUGGCAAACCAGACAAGAGUAGCAAACGGAAGCCCCCUGAUGAUGCAGACACCAGUAGCCUAUGGAAGCCCCCUGAUGAACCAGACAACAGUAGCAGAUGGAGGCCCCCUGAUGAACCAAGGACCAGUGGCAGAUGGGAGGCCGCGGAAGAAACAAAGGCCAGCGGCAAAUGGAAGGUCCCAGAGGAAGAAGCUAACACCUGUAGCAAAUGGAAGGCCCCAGAGGAAGAAACAAAGACCAGUAGCAAACGGAAGGCCCCAGAGGAACCAAAGACCAGUACCAAAUGGAAGGCCCCAGGUGAAACAAGCAGAGACAGCAGAUGCAAGUCCGCAGAUGAACCAGAAACCCGAGGCAAAUGGAGAGGCCCUGAUGAACCGAGUAGUACCAGUAACACAAGCUGUCAGUGCCAGCGCUCCUGCACCCUUGGUUUACCACAGGAAGACAGAAGGUGUGAAGCCAAAUGUGGAGAAGGGGAUGGCAAAGGCCGCCACAGAAGCGCGGAAAUUGGACGGCUCAGGCGACAGCAGGCCGGCGCCACCUAAAGAGCAAGAGCUGGCGAUUCAGAAGGACAAUGAAGAGGCGCCCAUCAACAAGGCGACGUUGACCAUUGUCAUCGACUCGGACGAGGAGGAGGGGGGCGUCAUGCUGAAGGCCGGAGCAGGUGGCGCCGGUGGUGCGGCGGCGGCGGAGGAGGCGGUGGGCGAGGUGGAGGCGCUGGAGAUGCUGCGGCGGGCGAGGAAGCGCCGGCGGAGGGAGGAGGCCAGCGCCGCCGCGCUGGACCGCUGCUAGACUGUGUAUUCACUAACUAGUACUCCUUCCGUUCGGAAUUACUUGUCGCAGAAGUGGAUGUAUUUAGACAUAUUUUAGUUGUACAUACAUCCAUUUUCCGAGACAAGUAAUUCCAAACGGAGGGAGUAGCAGCAACCCAACGGUAGCGAUUGGCGUACAGAUGCAGAGGCGGGUCGACAGACAGUGGCUUCAGAAGAGAGGUUAGGGGGCGGAUUACAGAGGGAGAGGUACAGAUUUACUACUAGAGUACACAGCAAGGGCAGAUGUUCACGGUACACUGCUGUCACAGUGCCAUUUUCAUCUGCUGUUCCAGCCUGAUGAUGGAGCCGUUUUGCUCGUC